This is a messenger RNA of Tuber aestivum (summer truffle), 2504 nucleotides long. The record is from the annotation of a GenBank genome assembly. Lineage: Eukaryota; Fungi; Ascomycota; Pezizomycetes; Pezizales; Tuberaceae.
GUACUCGAGUACAGAACCGGUAGAGAAUCAACUGACUGCAGACUACGGUAGUCAACUCCAUUACCCGACAAGAGUGUCGUUCCCAUAUGUACCCGUAUCAACGCAGUACUAGAACCGCUUCGCAACACGUCUCGCAAUCCGGCAGUCCAGAAAGCUCCUGGCUCAACACUAUUGAAGCUUCAUUCCCGAAGUCUUCGCUCUGACGCAAACCACCAACCAGCAGUUCCAACCAUGUAUUCUCUCCAAAAUUGGGGUAUUCUUUUGCUGCCGUUGGCCUCCCUGUUUUCUCUCGCCCCAUGCUCCAGUGCAGAUUCCACUCCUGUCCCGUCGAACGGUUUCACUCCUCCUCAGGUCUUUAAGAAUUCAAAUCUUUUGCGGACCAUCGACAUUACGAAGCCUUACGUUCGCGAGACUAUUGCUAUGGUUAUUGACAAUAUCUCCAAGGAGCCUCAGGCCGAGUAUUAUGUUCCUAUUCCGAAGGGAAUUGUAGAGAAUAUUAGCUACCUUGAGGCUAGGGGUGAAGAUGGACCCCAUAUUGUCAACACUCCCGCGUUCAUACCCGAAAGGUUUGUUUUCCCGCGGGUGUUGAUUCGCGAUAGACGAUUUAGAGAUUGACUUCUAUUCCCUAGUGAGAUGCAGUACUACAGAGUCCUCCUCAACACACCUCUUUCCGCUGGCAAGUCCGCAAAGCUGUGGAUUACUCUUGCGCAGACCGAUUGUCUUAUUCCUGUCCCCGCCCUUAUCGGUCAAACCGACAAACAGUUUCUCCAGUGGACUGGUUCCCAGUACGCCGCCUCAGCAUACGUUACGGAGAAACAAAAGACAAAAAUUAGGUUUCCCAACAGUGAAGUGCCGAAUUUCACCGUCUUGGAGAAGAACGGCGAGAACGAUGACCCUACUGGGGCUGGAGCUUGGUACACAUAUGGACCUUACAAGACUGUUAACCCGGACCAGGAGGGGGGGAAAGCUAUUACCCUCCGAUUUGAAUACACAAACCCAGUAAUUAAAAUGACCAGAAUGGAAAGACACAUUGAGGUCAGCCAUUGGGGUGGUAACAUUGCCUUUGAGGAGCGCUACUGGAUGACUAACUUGGGAGCAAAGUGGGUUUAUCUGAAAACCGGCUAUUAUGAACAUUUCCACUAAUGGCUCUGUCACUAGGCUAAAGGACACUUUCUCCCGUGUGCAAUGGGCAUCAACCAGCUACUACAACCCUCCCACCAGUGCCAUCAAGCAUCUAACCUUCCCCCUCAUCCCUGGAGCACAGGAUGCCUAUUUCACCGACGAGAUUGGCAAUGUUUCUACCUCACGCUUCCGCAGCAACAUUCGUGAAGCUCAUCUUGAGCUCAAGCCCCGCUAUCCUGUCUUUGGGGGAUGGAACUACUCCUUUGUCGUAGGGUGGAACUACGACCUCAAGCACUUCUUGAGAGUCAGUCAGGAUGGGGAAAGAUAUGUCCUUAAGGUUCCUUUCUUAGAAGGCCCUAAGGAUAGCAUUACUUACGAUGAGGUGGAGAUUACUGUUGUCCUUCCCGAAGGGGCUACGUAUGUAACCCUCGCUCGGCUUAUGCUUUACCAACUCUGACAGAAAGUGCGUUAAGUGAUGUUAAAUGCUCUCCCCCUAUCCCUCUCAUCAGUGAAGAGGAAUACCUGCACCACACCUUUAUGGAUACUCGCGGUCGUAUAGCUAUCAAAAUGAAGGCGGCUAAUGUGGUAGAUGAACAGCACAAGAAGGAGCUAAUCGUGAGACCCGCUACUUCCCGUCGUCACCAUAAACUCGUGCUAACUCACUUGGGCAUAGGUAACCUAUCACUACCCAACCAUGGCGCUCUACAGAAAACCGUUCGUGAUCUUCACUGGUGUUCUAACCCUUUUCACUCUUUCAUGGCUUGUCAGUAAAAUUGAUCUUAAGAUAGGAAAAUAAGAUGGGGGUUUGAUUGUGUAUAUAUCCUUUAUUAUUGUUCUUAUUUGGUGGGGGUGGUAGGAGUGUCUGAAUAGUUUCCUCCCGGUUAGAAUCGAUGUUUGGGUAGGGAAGGAUUGGCAUGGAUGGCGUGGGGACGGGACUGGCCCGGGGAAGUGAAAACAGAAGUAUGGUGUUUUGCUGGAAUAAAGCUUCGCGUUAUCGCCCUGUUGUGGAGGUGCCGAGGUGGGGUCUGGCGAAGGAAAUAAUUGUGCUACGAUGGUUUGGGCUGGAUCCUGAAAAAUUGUGCGCGUUUGAGAAGAGAUAGCAGGAUGGGUGAUAUCUCUAUAUGGUACUCAUGCAAGGUUAGACGUCUCUUGGCGUGUUUGACUGAUGUUAUUAAGUAGUUUUGAUGCCGGAAUUGGUUUCUGAAUGACCUCUCUCACCUGUCACGUUGGGCGAUUGUGUAGGUCAUACUUUGUUUGACAGAUUAGCCUGCGGGGAAUUUUGACGUCGAAGGAGCCUGCCCUAGAAUGCACGAUACAAUUUGUAUGAGGGUGUUUUGGAAUGAUGUGUGAGCGAAAUUAAACAGUUGGAGGGCUCAGCGAGG